This is a messenger RNA of Durusdinium trenchii, 1356 nucleotides long. The record is from the annotation of a GenBank genome assembly. Lineage: Eukaryota; Dinophyceae; Suessiales; Symbiodiniaceae.
AUGCUGUGUGCUGCUUCAGCCCUGUCUGCGGAUAUCUCUGAGCAGGAAUUUGACAUAGCUGUGGCUUUGAAUACAGGCGUCAUUUUUGGGCUUCAAGAUAGCAGCCUUCUAAGAAUCGACACCUUGACCGGGAAUGUGCACACGGAGCUUCACAAUCAUGACAAGCUUUGUGGUUGGCCCCAGCUGCUUGAAGCCAAUGGGGACCUUUGGGCUGUGCCCUGCGCCGCUCAUCACGUUCUCAAGAUUUCACAGGUCUCAGGUGCCUCCAAAGUGAGCAUUGACGACCUUGGAACUGCAUUUUGCAAGUGGCGUCACGCUGCACAAGGUGCCAACGGCUUGAUCUAUGCCAUGCCGUGGCAAGCACCAGCAGUGUUGCGUAUAGACCCCGUGUCCAGCGCGGUGAGUUCUCUUGGACAUCUUGCUGUGACGUCCAAGGGGAAGUUUGGAUUUACUGUGAAGGCUGAUGAAUAUGUCUGCGGCAUUCCGUGGGCCGCACGAAUGGUUCUUUGCAUCGACACCCGGACAGAUGAAACGAUGCAAUUUGGAGAUUUCAGCGAUUUGGAAGGUAAGUGGCGAACUGCUGCUGCCAACAAUCAGGGCAUCAUUUUUGCGCUUCCUGUUGAAGCUGACUCAGUUUUACGCAUCGACCCGAAAGCUCGUUCUGUGCGGGAGCUGGAGCAUAUCCCCACAGGACGCUUCAAGCCGAUUCUCCUGUCCCGUUGGGCUGGAGGCCUCGCCGUGGAUUCCUGGCUGGUCGCCUUGCCGGGCUUUGACUGUUCAACUUUGCAGGUAGAUAUGGUCCGUGAAGAAGUCAGGACACAUGAGCUGGUUUGCCAAGGCAACACGCUCCACAGCUGGCACUCAGCGGUGGUGGCUGAAAAUGGUGCCAUCUAUGCUGUUCCUUUCUCUGCAACAGCUGCGUUGAAGAUCAACUUCCAAGGGGCGUCAACUCAGGUCAUCCAACUAGGUGACUUUGGAAAUGGCUUGGGCAAGUGGGGUCACGCUGUGUUGAGCCACACCGGAGACGUCUAUGGUGUCCCCUGGUCUGCAGAGAAGGUCUUGAAGAUCCGACCACAGAAUGACCAGGUGACAACCUUUGGAAACUUUGAGCCGGGCCCUGCGAGAUGGAAAGCAGGCGUUGUUUCUUCCAAUGGCUUAAUCUAUUGCAUUCCCGAAACAGCCCAAACGGUCUUAAGGAUAGACCCCGCCAGUGAUACGGUCCUUCAACUGCCUGUGGCAUUGCCUCCAGUGCUCUUACCUAUGACGGCAGUUACAUCGGAGACAUCGACCACUACGGCCCCUAGGAUUGCAUUGGCACAGAGUUGGAAGACAAGCACCCAAACCAGUGAACACUAG